Molecule: messenger RNA, 533 nt
Organism: Meloidogyne enterolobii
Lineage: Eukaryota; Metazoa; Nematoda; Chromadorea; Rhabditida; Meloidogynidae
Source: the annotation of a GenBank genome assembly
UUAAAAAUGGUCAUCAACAAAGUAUUGCUUGUAUCAAAUGAUAAUGAACAAUUUGAAGUGGAUAGAGGGAUUAUUCGUCUUUCUAGUGUUUUAAAUGAUAUUUUUAAAGAUGUUGGAAUGGAUGAACCUGGAGGCAGUGAUAAUAGUGAAACUGUUCCUUUGGCUGAUGUAGACGGUGUUAUUCUUCGAAAAGUCAUUGAGUGGUGUGAACGUCAUAAAGAUGAUCCACCAAACAAAAACUAUAACGAGUUUUCUAGUUGGGAUGAUGAAUUUCUUAAAAUGGAUCGGAGCACUCUUUUUGAGAUUAUUUUGGUAUGCAAACUUUAAAUUGGGCUUUAAUGGGAAAUUGAAUUCCCGACCUAGUUUAGUUCCAAAAAUGGUUGAGAUGUUUAGGAGUGAAUGUUUAUGGUUAUUAUUGUAGUAUUAUUGCUUAAGUUGGCACCUGUAAUGGUUGAAACCAACAACCCUAUUCAGAAUAACGUCUUAAUAAUUCCAAUUUUUCUGCUUUUCUCUUCACCUUUUCUCCUCUCUCA